UCCUUCAUAAAAAUCCUUACUUCGAGGAGAAAGUUACGCUAAAAGAUGUAGAUUGAUACAGUUGAUUAAAGAACUCAUAAAUAUUGCGUUCUCUUUUUCAGCAUUCAAAGCCAAGAGCAUUGACGCAAAUGGCGGCGUCUUCUCAAUCCAGCCUUCUUGCUAAAUGAUGUGUCUUGCAUGACAAAGUUAACAGAAAAGCAAGUUGGUCGGGCUUCGAAGGACAGGUUUUUUUAAAAAUCAGAAACUGAUUAUUUUGGUGAACAGUUUACUGGUAUCAUUCACCUAUAGUUAAUGAAAACACGUCAUCACGGUAGAUCUCUUUUUUUAGAGAUUAAUAGGAAGUUUUUGAUGUUCGGAAAGGUGGUACAUGUAUUUCAGUUCUUUCGGUGGACACACACGAGCGAUGAAUGAGACAACUCAGAGGAGUUUCAGUUACGACUCGCACAAGAUCUUACACGUUGUGAUGAUUGCCAUCGUUAUAAUUGGUUCUAUAGCUGGGAACAGCAUCAUUUGCUUUCUUCUUGUUAGGUUUAAGACUUUGCGAACAGUUCCCAAUAUUCUUAUUGUAAACUUGGCUGUUGUUGACAUCUUAAACGCAGUGACCAACAUGCCUCUGAUGAUCAUGUGGUACAUCUACCAAGUUCCGUAUUUGAAAGGACGUCCAAUAUCCUGGUUCAUAGUGACCUGGUACGUGCUUUUCAUGUACCUCACCGUAUUCAAUCUAACUGUGCUUACAAUGGACCGCUUCGGAGCCAUUGUCCACGGUGUUCAUUAUCACUCGUGGAAAACAAUCAACAAGGCUAAGGCAGCAGUGUUUUUUGUAUGGUUUUUAGCCGCUACCUAUACGUAUGGAAUGUUCACUUUGGGACUGGACAUUGACCUUGGUGACGCCCCAGUGCUUGUCUACAGAAUUCACUAUUUGAAGAAAUUUGGAAGGCAUUUUAUCAUACCAGGGUAUGUCGUGCCUUUCGCGAUCAUGGUCGUUAUGGGAGUAAUCAUUUGGCGCACAGUGCAUAACCACAGUAGGCGCAUUUCGGCGUUCUGUUCUGUGAGAAAACAGAACAAAAAUGACGUGAAGACAGCAAAGACGAUCGGCUUGACUGUGGUUGCUUUUUUCUGUAUGGGUGUAUUGCCGAUGUUUCUACACAACAUAUCGAAAGUUCACGGCUCAUGGCCUCAUUUCCUCGCUUUCUUUCUAACGCAUCUGAACAGUAUGGCAAAUCCCAUCAUUUACUCUCUCAAGACUCCUCGGUUUCGUAAGGCGUUUCUUCUAUUCUUGAAGGAACCUUUGGGCAAGUCCCAACCACUAAUGGUUUCCAUGAAUCGGGUGGAUCUCAACUCCACAACAAGGAAUUUCACUUCGAAAGUGAAUGUGUUUCACACCAAGAUCUCAUCUGUUUAAAUCAUGAUGAUAAAUUCUCUCUACUUAUCAACUUUUUUAUAUCGUAAAGUAUUUAUUAUUUGCAAACGUUCACUUGACGUAUAUGGAAUACGUAACAAUAAUUGAGUUGAAAUUGUUUUUGGAAUAGAUCUCACCUGCGUGGACCUAAAAAACAUUCGUACUUGAUGGACUAAGCUUCGUUCUUGCACA
This is a messenger RNA of Stylophora pistillata, 1591 nucleotides long. Its product is annotated as somatostatin receptor type 2. The record is from RefSeq and is a predicted model, not a curated record. Gene Ontology annotation, cellular component: plasma membrane. Gene Ontology annotation, molecular function: G protein-coupled receptor activity. Lineage: Eukaryota; Metazoa; Cnidaria; Anthozoa; Scleractinia; Pocilloporidae. Gene Ontology annotation, biological process: G protein-coupled receptor signaling pathway.